AUUUGAUAACAAUUAUGGAAGUCUCCCUUUGAGUUUGUUAUUUUAUGCGGCGGGAACGGGCGUUGGUUUAUAAACAGCGGGUAAAUGAAGUUUUAGGCAUUUAAAAGUCACCAAAGAAUGCGAUACAUAAGCAGAUUCAAAUCCUUGUUUUCAGAUUCAAGCUGUAAACUCAGAAAAUCUCAGCUCUGUAGACUUAGGAUUUCUCAUCUUUCAAGCUUUGUCAAGUCAUCUAAACCUUCUCAACCUAAAAAGGCCCAGCCGCACCACCACCCUUUAAACAGCGAGCAGAGAAUUUCUACACUUUUUAACGAGAUAACUGAAAUUUUAGGUGCUGAAAAUGUAGCACCAGAUGAAACCCCAUGUGGGUUUUCGAUAUUCGAGACGGAGGAAAAAGUGAGUGGGGUUAGUGGAAAUCUUACUUCUUUCUCACCAACUGUUCGGGGAAAUGCUCAAGAGGAGAAAAUUUCAGUAUUGGGAGAUACCCAGAUGAAUAAUUUGAAUAAUAUUGAUGUCAGCCCUGUGGUUCAUGAGAUUACGGAGAUUGUUAGGGCUGAAAAUUGUGUCAUUUCAAUGGAGGAUAGGUUAGAGACUUCGGGCAUUCGGUUUCAUCCUGAGGUUGUUGAGAAGGUUUUGAAACGAUGCUUUAAAGUGCCACAUUUGGCUUUAAAGUUUUUCAGUUGGGUGAAGGUAAGAGAAGGGUUUCAUGGUACGACUGAAAUUUAUAAUACCAUGUUGUCAAUAGCUGGGGAAGCGAAAGAGUUUGGGCUGAUGGAGGAGUUGGCAAAAGAUAUGGAGAUAAAAUCAUGUGAGAAGAGUAUCAAGACUUGGACAAUUCUUGUAUCACAGUAUGGAAAGGCGAAGUUGAUAGGGAAAGCUCUGUUGGUCUUUGAUAAUAUGAAGAAAUGUGGUUGUGAACCUGAUGCAGCAGCUUACAAAAUGAUGAUACGAUCUCUUUGUAAUGCCGGUAAAAGGGACAUAGCUUUGGAGUUCUAUAAAGAGGCAGCGCAGAAGAAUAUUAUGCUCGAUUUGAAUUUGUACAAGAUGGUAAUGAAUUCUGCAGCAAAAUUGGGAGAUGUUGAUGUGGUCCACUCUGUUGCUGAUGAUAUGUUAAAAAACUCUCAGAUUCCAGAGCAUGCUGUUUACAUUUACAUGCUGAAGGGUUUUUGCGCUGCUGAGAGAAUUAAGGAAGCUUUGGAAUUGAUCCGAAACCUCAAUAGUAAGGAGGUAUCAAUUGACAAUGAUUAUUUCGAGACUUUGGUGAAAGGACUGUGCAGGGCUGGCCGGAUUUCAGAUGCUUUAGAGAUUCUUGACAUUAUGAAGAAAAGAAAUUUGGUUAAUGGUAAGGUAUAUGGGUUUAUUGUCAGUGGAUACUUGAGGAAAAAUGAUCUUUCUAAAGCUCUCGUUCUGUUUCAAGAAAUGAAAGAAUGUGGAUUGGCAUUGGCUUCUACCUAUACAGAACUAAUGCAAUGCCUCUUCAAAUUAAAUGAGUAUCAGAAAGGCUGUGAACUAUACAGUGAGAUGCAGCAAUGUGGAAUCCAGCUAGAUAGCGUGGUGAUCACUGCAAUGGUUGCAGGACAUGUUCGCCAAAAUCAUAUAUCUGAAGCUUGGAAAACAUUAGAGAGCAUGGAAGAUUACGGUGUCAGACCCACUUGGAAAUCGUAUUCUGUGUUCGUCAAGGAGCUUUGUAGAGUUUACAGGACAGAUGAGAUCUUAAAGGUUUUGAACAAAAUGCAGGAUUCCAAAAUAGUUAUUGGGGAUGAAAUAUUUCAAUGGGCUAUGUCUUGUAUGGAGAAGAAGGGAGAGAUGGAUAAUGUUGAAAAAGUAAAGCAGAUGCGAAGAAUUUCUAAACUUCCUUCCCAAGGUGAGUUUCUUAAUAAUGAUGCAUCUACUAGACAAAAGUUCCAUUCAAAGUUGAACCAUAAUCGAAUAGAGCAAGAGAAAAUGAAUUCUGACUUGGUGAAGCUACAUUCAAAGGCUUACAGCGAGCAGCAUUUACAAGAAAUUUGUGGGUUGUUAUCAUCAUCAAAUGACUGGUGCUUCGUUCAAGAAGCUUUAGAGAAAUGCACUGUCCAGUUCACACCAGAACUUGUUCUGGAAAUUUUGCGUAACUGUGAAACAAAUGGUAACACAGCUCAGCAAUUUUUCUCAUGGGUGGGUAAACGAGCUGGUUAUCAACACAGUACAGAUACAUACAACAUGGCGAUCAAGAUCGCAGGACGUGGGAAAGAUUUUAAGCACAUGAGAAACUUAUUUUUUGAAAUGAGAAGAAAUCGUUUCAUAAUCACAACAGAUACAUGGACAAUCAUGAUAAUGCAAUACGGUCGAGCAGGUCUAACAGAGAUUGCCCUGAGGAUCUGGGAGAUGAAAGCUAGUGGCUGCAAUCCAACAUGUAGUACCUAUAAGUAUUUAGUCAUAUUGCUUUGUGGGAGAAAAGGUAGGAAGGUAGACAACGCCGUAAAAGUAUUUCAAGAGAUGAUUCAUGCAGGAUAUACUCCAGAUAAGGAAUUGAUCGAAACAUACCUUGGUUGUUUAUGCGAAGUUAGUAAGCUGCAGGCAGCUAGAAGUUGCAUGGAAUCACUCUGCAAAGUUGGUUUCACACGCCCCCUGAGUUAUUCCUUGUAUAUUCGAGCUCUUUGUCGAGCAGGAAGAUUGGAAGAAGCUUUAGCAUUAGUCAAUGAAGUUGAAGAAGAUCGAUCUAAGCUGGAUCAGUAUAUCUAUGGCAGCGUUGUUCAUGGACUAUUGCGAAGGGGACAAACAGAACAAGCAUUGGCAAAGGUAGAGUCGAUGAAGCAGGUAGGCAUUCUACCAAAUGUCCACGUUUACACAUCCUUAAUAGUUCAUUUCUUCAAAGAAAAGCAAGUAGGAAGAGCUUUGGAAACUUUUGCAGAAAUGCAAGAAAAGGGUUGUAAACCAACAGUGGUUACUUAUUCUGCAUUGAUUCGUGGAUACAUGGACUCGAGCAAGAUUACCGAAGCUUGGGAUGUCUUUAACCACAUGAAAGAGAAAGGACCUUACCCUGAUUUUAAGACUUAUUCAAUGUUCAUAAGUUGUCUGUGUAAGGUAGGGAAAUCUGCAGAAGCCCUGCAACUUAUAUCAGAAAUGUUAGACAAAGGAAUUGUUCCUAGUAAUAUUAACUUUCGAACGAUAUUUUUUGGGCUCAACAGGGAGGGUAAGCAAGAUUUAGCUCGCUCUGUACUACACAAAAAGUCUGCUUUAAUACGCAGACGCAAAUUCUUGAACUGAUUUGCGUUAUUUUGGGACUGUUACAUUGUAUAUUACUUUUCUAAUCAGUAAUAAUAUAGAUUCAUUCUUGCUUA
Mangifera indica (mango) is the source of this 3317-nucleotide messenger RNA. Its product is annotated as putative pentatricopeptide repeat-containing protein At5g06400, mitochondrial. Gene Ontology annotation, molecular function: protein binding. The record is from RefSeq and is a predicted model, not a curated record. NCBI's taxonomy places the organism in Eukaryota, Viridiplantae, Streptophyta, Magnoliopsida, Sapindales, Anacardiaceae.